AUCAACCGUGAUGAUUUUCGAAAGAGCUAAUUCUACUGCGUAUUCAUUUAAAAAUUUCAAUUUCGACUCGACUUUUGAUUAUAGCAUUUAAAAAUGGCUCGUAAUGAAGAAAAAGCUCAGUCUAUGCUUUAUCGUUUUCGGGAAGCUCAAGCUGUCCAACUUGGUUUAGUAAAACCAAAAGAACGUCGACCUUAUUUGGCUUCAGACUGUAAUAAUUUAAAAGAUGCAGAGAAAUGGCGACAACAAAUUAUAAGAGAGAUUUCUAGAAAAGUGUCAAAAAUUCAGGACGCUGGCCUGUCAGACUAUCAGAUCAGAGAUCUGAAUGAUGAGAUUAACAAAUUAAUGAGAGAAAAGAGUCAUUGGGAUGAUCAAAUAAAAAGAUUAGGUGGCCCAGAUUAUAAAAGAGUGGGACCGAAAAUGUUGGAUCACGAAGGAAAGGAAGUGCCGGGAAAUAGAGGUUACAAAUAUUUUGGAAGAGCAAAAGACUUACCAGGAGUAAGAGAUUUAUUUGAGCAAGAAGCUCCUUCACCACAAAAACGUACGAGAUUUGAUUUAUAUAAAAACGUAGAUGCAGAUUAUUAUGGGUAUAGAGAUGAAGAGGAUGGAUCAUUGUUAGAAUAUGAACGUGAAAUCGAAAAUAAAGUAAUUGCUGAGGCGUUGGAGAUAACAGAUGAAACAUUGCCCAAAGAUAAAUCAAAAAAGAAAAAAGAGAGUACCUCACAAUUAGAGAACAAUUCAAUGGACAUUGAUUCAUCUUCGGAAAAAUAUGUAUCACAUGUUGCUGUACCUUCUCAAAAAGAAGUAGAAGAAUAUUUAGUGCGAAGAAGGAAACGUCAAAUGCUUGAUCGGUAUGUGUCGGAAUGAGUAGUACAAAAGUCACAAAUUUUAACGGGUUAACGAGAACUGCAUUUAUG
This is a messenger RNA of Rhizophagus irregularis DAOM 181602=DAOM 197198, 914 nucleotides long. RefSeq lists its product as uncharacterized. The record is from RefSeq and is a predicted model, not a curated record. NCBI's taxonomy places the organism in Eukaryota, Fungi, Glomeromycota, Glomeromycetes, Glomerales, Glomeraceae. Gene Ontology annotation, cellular component: post-spliceosomal complex; post-mRNA release spliceosomal complex; catalytic step 2 spliceosome. Gene Ontology annotation, biological process: generation of catalytic spliceosome for second transesterification step; mRNA 3'-splice site recognition.